CCUCCGACCGAGUUCCUUGGUCCCGCGCCGCGCCCGGUCUUGUGGCGGCCGCGGGUUCGGUGUCAGGGCCCCUAGGCCGGCGGGACAGUGCCGGGUUUGGUCAGGCCGGCCGGCGAGGGGCGGGGGGCGAGGGGCGCCGGGUGGGACGGGGCGGCCGCCGCCGGUCGCAGGCGCGAUGAAGGCGCUCAUCUUGGUGGGCGGCUACGGGACGCGGCUCCGGCCGCUGACGCUGAGCAUCCCGAAGCCGCUGGUGGACUUCUGCAACAAGCCCAUCCUGCUGCACCAGGUGGAGGCGCUGGCCGCGGCGGGCGUGGACCACGUGAUCCUGGCCGUGAGCUACAUGUCGCAGGUGCUGGAGAGGGAGAUGAAGGCCCAGGAGCAGAGGCUGGGAAUCCGCAUCUCCAUGUCUCACGAAGAGGAGCCUUUGGGGACAGCUGGGCCCCUGGCCCUGGCCCGCGACCUGCUCUCUGACACUGCAGACCCCUUCUUCGUCCUCAACAGCGACGUGAUCUGCGACUUCCCCUUCCAAGCCAUGGUGCAGUUCCAUCGGCACCACGGUCAGGAGGGCUCCAUCCUGGUAACCAAGGUGGAGGAGCCCUCUAAGUACGGUGUGGUGGUGUGCGAGGCCGACACAGGCCGCAUUCACCGGUUCGUGGAGAAGCCACAAGUGUUUGUGUCCAACAAGAUCAACGCAGGCAUGUACAUCCUGAGCCCCGCAGUGCUGCGGCGCAUCCAGCUGCAGCCUACAUCCAUUGAGAAGGAGAUCUUCCCUGUCAUGGCCAAGGAGGGCCAGCUAUAUGCCAUGGAGCUGCAGGGCUUCUGGAUGGACAUCGGGCAGCCCAAGGACUUCCUCACUGGCAUGUGCCUCUUCCUGCAGUCACUGAGACAGAAGCAGCCUGAGCUGCUGUAUUCAGGCCCUGGCGUUGUGGGCAACGUGCUGGUGGACCCAAGUGCCCGAAUCGGCCAGAACUGCAGCAUCGGCCCCAACGUCAGCCUGGGUCCCGGUGUGGUGGUAGAGGACGGCGUGUGUAUCCGGCGGUGCACGGUGCUGCGGGAUGCUCACAUUUGCUCUCACUCCUGGCUCGAGUCCUGCAUUGUGGGCUGGCGCUGCCGUGUGGGCCAGUGGGUAAGGCCGGGGGCAGGGCCAGCUGGGGGAAGGGGCAGGGAGAGCAGCGGCCAUGAUGACAAGACCCGGCCCCCCCCUCAGGUGCGUAUGGAGAACGUGACAGUGCUGGGUGAAGACGUCAUCGUGAACGACGAGCUCUACCUCAACGGUGCCAGUGUGCUGCCCCACAAGUCUAUUGGCGAGUCGGUGCCAGAGCCUCGAAUCAUCAUGUGAAGGGAUUCAGGCAAGGGCAGCCUUGACUUGACUCAUCAGAAGGCCCUGACUCAUUGCCAUUUGUCUGGGGAGACUGAAGACACGGCACCUGCCUUCUAUGAAUAGUCUGGACACCCCCCACAAAGCCCACUCUGUCAAGAAAGGAUGGGCCGGGGCUGUCUGGAAUAAUAAUUUAAUUCACACUGUG
Molecule: messenger RNA, 1526 nt
Organism: Erinaceus europaeus (western European hedgehog)
Lineage: Eukaryota; Metazoa; Chordata; Mammalia; Eulipotyphla; Erinaceidae
Gene: GMPPB
Product: GDP-mannose pyrophosphorylase B
Exons: 8
Coding region: 176-1339 (387 amino acids)
Biological process (GO): GDP-mannose biosynthetic process; cell wall mannoprotein biosynthetic process
Cellular component (GO): cytoplasm
Molecular function (GO): mannose-1-phosphate guanylyltransferase (GTP) activity; GTP binding
Source: RefSeq, a predicted model, not a curated record